Molecule: messenger RNA, 3410 nt
Organism: Dalotia coriaria
Lineage: Eukaryota; Metazoa; Arthropoda; Insecta; Coleoptera; Staphylinidae
Product: chromatin assembly factor 1 subunit A-like
Exons: 5
Coding region: 312-3368 (1018 amino acids)
Biological process (GO): nucleosome assembly
Cellular component (GO): CAF-1 complex; nucleus
Source: RefSeq, a predicted model, not a curated record
CGUUCAUUUCGUGUACUACAGCGCAGGCACGCCAUUUGCGCACUGCUGGUUGGUCGUCGACCGCCAAAACUUGGACAACUUAACCAAGCGUCAAUCGACGGACGCUUAAAGUGCAUCUCCACACAAGAAUUCACGCAAUAAUCGAACGCCGCGUGUAAGUUUAAGUGUAACGCGACGUGUGAAUGAGUCCCACGAGACGCGUGCGCUCGUCACACAUCGCGUCAUAAUUCGUGUGCUUGCAUCGGCUGCGGCGACGGCGACGUCGCGCGCGGCUCCGUCGAGGAAGGCCGACCGACCGCACGGUUGGAUCGAUGUUCGGUCUGUCGUUGUACAGCGAAUUACUGCACGGUUCCGCACAACGGACUUGGGAUUGCGUGGCGCGCGUCGUCGGCGUGCUCUGGCAUAGGGUUCUACAAGGCUUAGGCGACAUCAACAAUAUGCCCCGCUCCAGAAGGAGACACCAUUCCAGAUCGAGGUCCCGGUCGAAUUCGCCCGAUCGCGAACCGAAGCGGCGCAAGGUCGUCGAGAGCUUCGAAAGUCCACCACACAACCGCAGAUCUGUUAGCUCGGAGCCAGAGGCCAAUGAAAUCGAAAAUGUCGACGCACAAGGUGCACAGCAUUGUGAUAACACCGUAAAUCUCGAUUCCGAUUCGUCGCUACUGGACAAAUCAAAUGCGAGUGAGCCCGGCGGUGGUGGUGGUUCAACUCCGAAUAAAACACCGCUUAAGAAUCCGCUCACGCCCAAGCAGCUGCAAAAACGGCUCGAGUCCGAGAAAAAGAAGGCGGAAAAACAGCGCGAAAAGGAUGAGAGGAAUUUAAAAAAGCAGCAAGAACGCGAUGCGAAACAAAAACAGCGACAGAUUGAGAAAGAUGCGAAGGAGGCAAAGGCCCGAGAGGAGCGUGAAGCUAAACAACUAGAAAAAGACGCUAAAGAGGAGGUAAAACGUAAAGAAAGAGAGAAAAAGGAAUCAGAACGGUUAAAAAAACAAGCGGAAGUUGAUGAGAAAAACCGAGAGAAGCAAAAGUUGGAGGAGAAGAAACAGAAAGCCGCCGCGGCGUUUACAAAGUUUUUCGUGCCGAGAAAAUCCACUGGUGAGGUUAAAAAAGAACCACCAGUGCAGAAUAAUAAUAAUUUCAUGCCGUUUCAAUUGAAAAGCGACAUGAGAUUAGCGCCAGCAUCAAGAAACACAUUAAACAACGAAGGAAAAGAACAUUUAGAACAAAAAAUGUCAAAACAAGACCAAACCCCAAAAGAAUAUCUCAAAAAUUUAAAGGUAAAUGCUCGUAGUAGUGGUAAAACAUGGUUAUGGACCACUGAUGACGUUGUCCUCAUUGAAAACGAGUCGAAUUUAAACAAAAACAUCUCGAAUGCCAAGAUAUCAGUAAAACUCCGCGCGAAAUUCUUGAAAUUCCACGAGAAUCGCCGCCCGGCUUAUUUCGGCACAUGGCGUAAAAAAUCCACAAAAAUCAAACCUCGUACACCAUUCGGGCAGGAUAAUAAAAUCAUCAACUACGAAAUCGAUUCAGAUGAUGAAUGGGAAGAGGAAGAAGAAGGUGAAGACAUCGCUGGAUCAGACGACGAAGAGAAAACCCCAGAGGAAGAAAACGACUACGAAGUGGAUGAUGAAUUUUUCGUCCCGCAUGGACACCUGAGUGACGACGAAGAAGACGACCAAGAAAACAUAACACCCGAGAUGCGCAAAGCGAAAGAGAAGCUACUAAAAAAUCAAUUUGAUGAAGAGCGGAAAUUAUUAACCAAAAGGCUAAAACCACGUGUGAUUGGGUGUAUUUGGUAUGGGAAUAACAACAACAAUGAAGAUGGCGUCGUAGAUCAUGCCAUACACACAUUCCUACAACCUUAUAAGAUAAUCUCCAAAGGUAUCGUGGAGAUUAAAAAAAUGGUUGAUUUUGAGGAUAAAAAAGACAAGCGGAAGAACAAGAAGAAGUGGCAGUUGGAUAAGCAACACAUGCCGGAUUUAUUAAGAUUGGUGCAUGGCAACACACAGAAUAAAAAUAUGUUAUGUGCGAUGUUCUAUGAUCACUUAGAGCGGAAAAAAGCGGAUGUGAUUGUUAAUAAAGUAGGCAUGAUAAGAUUGAUUAAAUCCGUCGCGAAAUACUCUGUAUGCACACAGAAAGGGCCCAUGUUUAAGAAGAGGUGUUGGCUUGUCAAUGACACAACACUUGAUGAGUAUAAUUUAAGUUUGAAGAUGCCCAAUGAUUGGCAGAGGUUAAAAGUCAGUGAAAGAACGCAUCGUUCCAGACAAUACGAUCGAGGAUCAAGCGGUGAGAGGCGAUAUAAACGCAGUCACCGACGCUCGCCGACGUCCAAGAAGCACCAUCGGCGUCGCCAUGAGAGGUCGGCGUCAAAACGCCGGAAACACGCGCGCAGGUCGUACUCGGACGACAAGAUCCAAACCAAAAUGGCGCACUGGCCGAAUCGGCAGCGCGAGGCCGCCGCGCGUAUAUUCGCGCUCGCGCUCCCGCCGGCCCGCCCGCCGAAUGCCAAGAUAUCAGUAAAACUCCGCGCGAAAUUCUUAAAAUUCCACGAGAAUCGACGUCCGGCAUAUUUCGGCACAUGGCGUAAAAAAUCCGCACAAAUCUCAGCUCGUACUCCAUUCGGACAAGAUAACAAAAUGUUUAAUUACGAAAUUGAUUCAGAUGAUGAAUGGGAAGAAGAAGAAGGUGAAGACAUCGCCGGGUCAGACGACGAAGAGAAAACCCCAGAGGAAGAAAACGACUACGAAGUGGAUGAUGAAUUCUUCGUCCCGCAUGGACACUUGAGUGACGACGAAGAAGACGACCAGGAAAACAUAACACCCGAGAUGCGCAAAGCUAAAGAGAAGCUACUAAAAAAUCAAUUCGAUGAAGAGCGGAAAUUAUUAACCAAAAGGCUGAAACCACGUGUGAUUGGUUGCAUUUGGUAUGGGAAUAACAACAACAAUGAAGAUGGUGUUGUAGAUCAUGCCAUACACACAUUCCUACAACCUUAUAAGAUAAUCUCCAAAGGUAUCGUUGAAAUUAAAAAGAUGGUUGACUUUGAAGAUAAGAAAGACAAGCGGAAGAACAAGAAGAAGUGGCAGUUGGAUAAGCAACACAUGCCGGAUUUAUUAAGAUUGGUGCAUGGAAACACACAGAAUAAAAAUAUGUUAUGUGCGAUGUUCUAUGAUCACUUGGAGAGGAAAAAAGCGGAUGUGAUUGUUAAUAAAGUAGGCAUGAUUCGGUUGAUUAAAUCCGUCGCGAAAUACUCUGUAUGCACACAGAAAGGGCCCAUGUUUAAGAAGAGGUGUUGGCUUGUCAAUGACACAACACUCGAUGAGUAUAAUUUAAGUUUAAAGAUGCCCAAUGAUUGGCAGAGGUUGAAAGUGUAGAUUUAUCAUCUCGCAAAAUAAACAACGUUCUUUUAAUGAUAA